AGAAAUGACUUGAAAGCUCUGGAGAAGUUGUUCAGGCGAAUAAGUAGGGCUGUCCGACCCACUUCAGUAUUCCACCCGGGGAGCCGAAGCUUGGAGCGGUGUUGUGGUUUUGUUUGUGUGUAUUUAUUUGCGUGUGUGUGUGUGUGUGUGUGUUUGUGAACAGGGGACUUGUGGAAAGACUGUUUAAAAAAAACACCCUGUCCGGCUUCUGAACUGUAAGAGCAGCUCUCGUUGUCUGAGCAGCUAGUUGGUUAGCUAACAGAGUGUCUACUGGCUAAAAUGAACGUCCAUAUGAACGGCUUCCACAACGACUCGUUCAUUGAUGAAGACUGCUUCCUCUUCACUUCUGAAUCAGUGGGAGAAGGACACCCCGAUAAGAUUUGUGACCAGAUCAGUGAUGCUGUGUUGGAUGCACACCUCAGACAAGACCCAGAUGCCAAAGUAGCAUGUGAGACUGUUGCUAAGACGGGGAUGAUCCUGCUGGCCGGGGAGAUCACCUCCAGGGCCCAUGUUGACUACCAGAAGAUUGUCAGAGAGGCAAUCAAGCACAUUGGCUAUGACGACUCCUCUAAAGGCUUCGACUAUAAGACCUGCAAUGUACUGGUGGCUCUGGAGCAGCAGUCCCCUGACAUUGCUCAGGGUGUUCACCUGGAUCGAAAGGAAGAAGACGUGGGAGCCGGCGACCAGGGUCUGAUGUUUGGAUAUGCCACUGAUGAGACUGAGGAGUGUAUGCCCCUCACCAUUGUCCUGGCCCACAAGCUCAAUGCCAAGAUGGCAGAGUUACGCCGAAACGGAACGCUGCCAUGGCUCCGACCUGAUUCCAAAACUCAGGUGACUGUUCAGUACAGGCAGGAUCGCGGCGCCAUGGUACCAUUGCGUGUCCACACCGUCGUGGUGUCUGUGCAGCACGACGAGGCCGUAAGUUUGGACGAGAUGCGUCACUGUCUGAAGGAGCAGGUGGUGAAAGCAGUGGUUCCCAGCGGGUACCUUGAUGAUGACACCAUAUACCACCUGCAGCCCAGCGGCCGCUUUGUCAUCGGAGGACCACAGGGUGAUGCUGGUCUGACUGGGCGUAAGAUCAUUGUCGAUACUUAUGGGGGCUGGGGGGCUCAUGGAGGCGGAGCUUUUUCUGGGAAGGACUACACAAAGGUAGACCGCUCGGCUGCCUAUGCUGCCCGCUGGGUGGCCAAAUCUCUGGUAAAAGCUGGGCUCUGCAAGCGUGUGUUGGUCCAAGUAUCCUAUGCUAUUGGAGUUGCCCAUCCCCUCUCUGUCUCCAUCUUCCACUAUGGGACCUCCCAGAAGAGCGAGAGGGAGCUGCUGGACAUUGUGAAGAAAAACUUUGACCUCCGUCCAGGAGUUAUCGUGAGGGAACUUGACCUGAAGAAACCCAUCUACCAGCGCACAGCAGCUUAUGGUCACUUUGGUCGUGACGUCUUUUCAUGGGAGGUCCCCAAGAAGCUGAAAUACUGAACCCCUCCUCUAAUCUCCCAGCGGGCCUUAGGUGUAUUACAGAUAAAUGUGUAUGUUUGUCUAUCUCCCCUCUUCCUUUUCGUCUUCCUCUUUCUCUUCCUUAUUCCCCUUCCUCCUCACAAACACAGCCACAUCUCUACAGCCUCUACUACCUGAAAAGAUUUCCUUUCCCCACCUGUUGGUGUUGAAGAUACCUUGAAGAGAGAACAACAGUAUUUCAGUUGCCAAGAUAUUCAACUAAACAGAUAUGUUGGAGAAAGUGUGCACACAGAUUUGAGCAGUGCUGCCAGCUUUUAUUCAUCUGGCCACUCACCUCACCUCAUUUUGCGUGAUUAGCGAUCAUUAAGUUUCCUGCUACUGACAGGUAUUGUUGAAGGUUUAUAUUAACACUAUAUUCAUAACUUACCUCCAACAGGACCAUGCGUGUAUUUACCAGUAAUUCAAACAUUUUUGGUAAUCCCCAGCUUCUACAGUCAGAAUUCCACUGCAGUUUAAUUUCACAAGUAAUCCAUGAUUGGCAUCCUCUGUUGCUCUCUCUUUUAAUGGCAACACAUCCUUUCCCAAUUCACCUAACUGUUUUUGAAAUCUUCAAUGGCACAAAUGGGGUCAAACACUUGUCGAGUGAUGUAAAAUCUGCAAAUUUUCUUAUUUGUGCUGUCCCUUCAGGCCAUGUUUUUCUGACGUUUUACAGAGAAGUCAGAAGCUGCUAAUGACCUUGUGGUUAUGUUGGGCUGCACCUUUUGUAAUUUAUUAUGUUGGUUUAAAUGUCAUGUGAAUGUUUCAGAUGAUGUUAAAUGUGUCAAUGUUUUACUGACCAAGAUAAAGGCGAGGCACAGUACUCAUCCUUCCUAAGACCGACUCUGGGUGUAGCUACAGAGAAACCCAGGCUUAGUCGCCUUUGGAUAGGGGCUGCCUUUAUCCCAUGGCAACACUGCACUUGAAAUCAUUUAUAAAAUGGCGUUUGACUAUUGUGGGACCUAAUAGUUUGACCAGCAAGGAUGGGCAACUGAAUAAUGUGUGCCACAAGUUACUAUGUCUAAAAACUGUUUUCCACUCAGUUGCACAUGUUUACGGUCUCGACACCUUCCACAUCUGGAGGAAAUGUAGAGCAGAGGCUCAGACAGACCAAGACAAAGAGAUAAGAGGCAGAGGACAGUCAGCUUAAUGAAUGUAAGGUAUUACUGCUCUCAUCCUCCCAGCAGAGUUUGUUUUGUAUGAAUUACAACAAGGGAUCAGAUAUGUAACUUUACGCUUGUGGAUUUUGAAUCUUCCGCUGGAGUUGCACAGCACAUAAGUUAUUGAAGUUACCCAAAAUGGAAAAGGCUUCUGUUUUCACUGUUACAUGUACAGUAGUACCCAAAUGAAUGUUAAGAUUGCCGCCGAAGUUUCUAUUUUAAUUUAUUUAUUUAUUUGUUUUUAAAAAUGUAGUCAUUCUUUGCACUGUGCCCCACAGGUCAUGGAUGACUUGAAUCAGAAUUUGUAGAUAAGGUUAGGAAAGAAAGAUGCCCGGGAUCCUGGCCAGAUUUGAACCUGAGAUGUUGUGAAUACACAGUAUAUGCCUUUGAGUGCGUCUCCAGUUGCCCUUUUCCUUGACUUUACUCCUGGAUGUGUAUCCACACAAUGUAGUUGCAGAGUUAAGGCAAAGCCAGCUGUAAGCCUGAGUGAGAUUAGUAUUUAAAAUCAUCAUAGUUGGUUUUUGGUCUCACUUGUGUUAACAGUUAUUGUCUAAAAAUGUCUUUAUCCUGUAGCUAGAUGGCACUGUGUCCCCAUAAAUAUUUUAAAGAUUUUUUUUCUACUCCGAAAACACUGAUAUCAUUUAAGUUUUGCUCCUUUGGCAUCACCUUGUGGUUCCUUGAGUGUACUACAGAGAAGCCUCAGGUAGGAGCCACAGGGUGGUGCUGUAAGAGAACUUUAAAUCAAAUUAUUUGUGUGAUCAUCCGGUAAAAUGACUCAAACUUGCGAAGGUUUUUUUUAUUAUUAUAUUAACAACAUGCAUCCCCUAGCUCAUCCACAGAUGAGGCAAAUGCUUGGUUGGUGUUGUACAGAGAAACCAGCCUGUUUACAUGGUCUCCUGGGGGUGGCGGGUGUGAGGAGCAUGUUUUUCUCGGUUAAAUGUUUUUUUUGUUUGUUUUUUUAAUUCUUGGAAGUGAGUCUGUCAGUGUGGUUGCUGAAUGUGUAAAAGUGCCUUUUCUAAUUUUCUGCAAUGCCCCUUUCCCCUUCCCUCAAAUAUCAGACUCCCUUACCUGACCAUUGACCUUCACCUCCCCUCCCCCAGUUUCCACCCUGAGGCUGCAAAACUUCCCUCUUUGUUUUUGAGUUUCUCUUUUAGACCCUUCAAAUAAACUGCACGCUUGCUUGUGAUUAUGGGCUGUGCUUUUGGCUAUUUAUUUAUUAUGCUGUAGAUUAUAUCCAACUGUAGUUUAUGUUAUGAUUGCUGCAACAAUCACUGACAAAAUGUUGCAGAUGAAAAUUAAAAUGGUGAAACAUGAA
Molecule: messenger RNA, 3960 nt
Organism: Lates calcarifer (barramundi perch)
Lineage: Eukaryota; Metazoa; Chordata; Actinopteri; Centropomidae
Gene: mat2aa
Product: methionine adenosyltransferase II, alpha a
Biological process (GO): S-adenosylmethionine biosynthetic process
Cellular component (GO): cytosol; methionine adenosyltransferase complex
Molecular function (GO): methionine adenosyltransferase activity; ATP binding
Source: RefSeq, a predicted model, not a curated record